UCUGCACUCUGCAGUCGGGGACCGCGCCGGAUAGUCGCUGUAUGUAAAUCGGAGCAUGAAAGCAGCUCCACGCCCCGGAAGCCAGAAAGGAGGGUUUUUGCAUUUGGCUCGGCGCCCGCUGUUCAAGUCUUUUUAGGACAGGUUCCAUCUUGAUUUGCAAAAAAAUCUGCCAAGUAACACCUCCAUAAAUUCGCUGAGGAAUCGAACUGUUCGCAGUGCAAAGACGAGCUCAGUGAGGAGGAAGUUGUGAAGCUGAGAGUUUGAAAGAUUCCGCACAGAAAAGCGAAAGCAACCGGACUGAAAGGAAAAUGAUGCAGAUUAUGGAUACGUACAAUCAGAAGCACUCCUUAUUCAACGCCAUGAACAAAUUUAUAGCUGCGGUCAAUAACAUGGACCAGACAGUGAUGGUGCCGAGUCUUUUGCGGGAUGUUCCCUUGGAAGACGAAAGCAAGGCCGAAGUUAAUGGCGUCUCAAGCACUGGAGCGUCUAACUAUUAUUCUGAUAAGCGGGAUAUGUACAACUACUACGUCUUGCUGAAAUCCAUCAAGAACGAUAUUGAAUGGGGUGUGGUGCAGCUGGAUGACAGGAAAAAGGAUAAAGCCCCCACCAUGGACAUCAGAGUGGACGAGGUGGAAGGCGAAGACGACUUGCAGAAACAGUUCCAUUAUCAUCUAAAUGGAUUAUAUACUGUCUUAUCAAAACUGACCAGAAAGGCUAACACCCUAACUAACCGCUACAAACAAGAAAUCGGAUUCGGUAGCUGGGGACAUUGAGCACAGAUCUUACAAGGACUAACCUCCUGAAUGAAGUUAAGCCAAGCCUAACUGAAGUUGCAAGGUUGUUUUCUGCUCUGUUCUAGAAACUGAUAGAGGCAACGAUUAACAUCAUUUAAUAUGCCCCUUUUUUUUCUGUCUUAUUUCCCGUCUUAUUUGCUGGGAGAAGGGAAGGCUUUUGUUGGACAUGCUUAAUAAAUUUUUCAUUCAUGAAAUGGAAAAUGUGGUUGUGAGCGGCUGUGCCGGCGGAGAUUACCAUUGUACUUUGCACUACUUUGUAAUAUAUGUGUAAUGUAUAAAAUUGUAACGUAUACUGUCCACUUGUUUUACAAACGCACAAGAUAGACGCGUAUCUUUCUACAAUCUCCACGUGGUACAUAAAGUUCUUAGCAAAAUGAGGCUGUUCGAAAAAGCCAAUGACUUUAAAGCUAUGUAGUUCGAUGGGUGAUUUACUGUACGGAACCAACUGAAAAAGGUUUCCUGUGUCACGACGCAUUUUUCAUAUUUAAACCCUAAUUUUGUACAAAGUGAUAUGCUAAACCAAUGUUUAAAAAUUAAAAAAAUAACUAGUUUAAAAAA
This is a messenger RNA of Hypanus sabinus (Atlantic stingray), 1352 nucleotides long. RefSeq names its product mid1-interacting protein 1-B-like. Gene Ontology annotation, biological process: regulation of lipid biosynthetic process. The record is from RefSeq and is a predicted model, not a curated record. The transcript has a single exon. Gene Ontology annotation, cellular component: cytosol. NCBI's taxonomy places the organism in Eukaryota, Metazoa, Chordata, Chondrichthyes, Myliobatiformes, Dasyatidae. The coding region runs from base 309 to 773 and encodes 154 amino acids.